GUUACACUGUUUACUCCUAUCAUAAUAGCGCCAGUUGACAGUUAACUUGGUUGCUGUUCAGUUCGAAAUUUCUUAUUACUUGCCUGUGUUUAAUAAUAAUUGUGUGUGUGUUUUCUGGGAUAUUAAGUCUUUACAUAGGCUUGGACAUAAAUAUUUCAAUUGAUAUUAGAUUGUAAAAUCUUGUUUGUUAAAAGUGAAUUAUCAAAAUGGCAACAUCUGGAAUUUCUAGAAAUUCUGAUGUGGUUAAAUAUUAUUGUUGUACAAUCUGCGAGACAGAGCGGUCUGUAGAAGUAGAUGCAGAUUUUUACUGUAAAAAAUGUCUUAAAUACUUCUGCAGAACAUGUAUAAACUCCCACAGACAGCAUGGUAGGUGGUUUUAUAAAAAAUCUCCUUAUGGAAAGGAUAAAAUAAUGAAGUGGCCACUUUCUAAGAAGAUAGAGAAUUAUCUUUUAGCAUGUACCAUACACAAGGAUGAAAAGUUGACAACGUACUGCGCGGACCACAGUCAGCUGUGCUGCUCUAAAUGUGUUGAGCUGAAUCACAGCAAGUGCAGUAAAGUGACCCUGAUUCCGGAGCUGACCAACACACAGCCCACAGACCUACAGGGACUGUCAGUAAAGCUGGAAACUGUUCUGGGAGAAAUCAAAAGCCUACAGAUAAAUCAGGAGGCCAGUGUUCAGUCAUUGCAGAGAACAUACAAGGAACAUGGGGCAGUCAUGAUAGAACAAUUGCGUGGCAAUUUAAAUACUAAUAUAGAUAAGUGUUGUAAUAGUUCUGUGGGUACAUCGGGACAAAAUUUAAGAGAAGAAAUGUGUUGGAGUGUUCUUUCUAUCUUGAAUGAAUUUGAUAAUAUUACUGUGAAGGAACUAAACGAGAUGAAAGAUGAAGUUAUAAGCAUUAAAGGGUCAGUUACAAGUUCUAUUCAUAAAUGCACCAGUGUUCACAAUGACUUGUCACAAUUUCAUGAAAUUGUUCAGAAAAUUGGAAAUCAUAAGGAGCUCUGCCUUAUAGCCAGCAUAAAAUGUAAGCAUAUAAUACAGCAGGCACUGACUCUGCUGGGAAAGUCAGGCAAGGUGUUUAAUGUCCAGAGUAAUAAUAAGCACAAUGUGAGAAUACCAAGUGAUUCAGAUGUAUGUUAUAUCAAAGGCAUAUGUGUUCUGACUGAAGGGCAGGUGCUGGUCGCAGACUAUAAUAAGAGGUUCAAGCUGCUGAACCAGCAGUACCAGGUGGUGAGUCACUGUGAUGUGACUGAAUAUGUAAGUGACAUGUGUCAGAUCACACCCAGUGAAGUUGCAGUGGCUCUGGAUGAUAAUGCUAGCAACACACAUAAUGUCCAGUUUAUUACAGUCACCCAGAGCCAGCUCACUCUUGGUAGGAAGCUUGAGUUACAACAUGAAUGUAGUGGUAUUGCCUGCCAUCAGGGAGAACUGUUUAUCUGCUCUGAUACUGCUCUGUACAAGUACACACUAUAUGGCAAACAGCUCUGCAGACUCUAUGAAGCUUUGGGUUAUAAUACAGUAAACAGGUGUGCUGUGAGUCCCACAGGGGACAGGCUGUACAUCACCUGCUACUGGCCGCACAAGCUUCUCACCCUGGCCAGGGAUGGCACACUCCUGGCUACAUACUCAGACCCAGCACUAGAUUGCCUACGUGGUCUACAUGUGACCCCUGCAGGCCAGGUGCUGGUCUGUGGAUACCUGCCCUACACUGUACGACAGGUGGGCUGGGAGGGAAAGAGUAAGCUGGCUAUGCUGGCUACUCAGGAGGAUGGAGUGUGGAGCCCAGCGUCAGUCUGCUACAGCAGCACAACAUCCUCCAUCAUUGUGGGACAGUGGAGGAACGACUUCAUCUGGGUGUUCAGAGUGGAAUAGUGUGUACAUUUGCUGCUGGGUCGGGACAACGAUGCUGAGGAUGUGGGGGACAAGCAUGACGCAGAAGGAGAGCACUAGCAUUGAUAUUGAGUUGGCAAAGCAACAGCACCAGUCUGGCCUGCAGAAACCCCUAUACAAAACAAUCCUUUUCCUCCCCUGAUCCCUAGCUCCUCCCACUGGACCUCCGGCUUCAAAGGGUCAGCAUCGUUACACAAGUCUGUUCUGCAAUAAAUCCUCAGCACGUCAAGUUUUCACGCGCUGUUAUGAACAACCAAAAUGUCCGCGUCGAGAUUUCCCCAAGCAAGCCCGAGUAGUUUUGUUUAGCUCUUGUGCCAGAGUGGGAUGAGUGUUACAGAAGCGAGACGUUAUAGCAGUACUUAUGGUAACGCUUACAGUUAGUUCUUGCUGUGGACAUCACGAAGAAUCUCACGAAGGAUUAAACGUUGAAUAGUUUGUUUAAUUCUUUAUAAGACAGCUAUAUAUUCAGCAAGGAACGAGAGAAAAAAAGGAACAAUUGAAAUGAUUCAUUCAGAAGUAUAUCUGCUGUAGAUAGUUAGGACAGUAGUAGCGUUACAGACUGUCCUCAGCGCACAAUAUAUUCAUGUUGUGCACCACAGACGCAAAUUCCCCCCAUUAUUGAAAACAAGUUGCUAAAAGUAAACACAUCCGGUUAUGUACUCCGAGCCCAAAGGGCAUUGCAUUGAAUUGGGACUAAAGAAGGCUAAAAAACAUGACACCAGUUUUGUUGUAUGCUCCAGUACACCCUUCGACUCUCAGUCCGAAGUUAAUCAGAACUCAAACUCGGCCCUUAACAAUAUCCGCGAGGCCAGCAUAUCAGCUCAGCUUCUGAGCUUCAGAAAGGAAGUGUGCUGUGAGUCCCACAGGGGACAGGCUGUACAUCAUUAACAGGGACCAGCACAAGCUUCUCACCCUGGCCAGGGAUGGCACACUCCUGGCUACAUACACAGACCGAGCACUACGUGGCCCAGAGAGUCUACAUGUGACCCCUGCAGGCCGGGUGCUGGUCUGUGUAUGGGGGUCCAACACUGUACUACAGGUGGGCUGGGAGGGAGAGAGUAAGCUGGCUACGCUGGCUACUCAGGAGGAUGGAGUGAGGUACCCAGGGUCAGUCUGCUACUGCAGCAAAACAUCAUCCAUCAUUGUGGGACAGAGGUGGGACAACAACAUCCUGGUGUUCAGAGUGGAAUAGUGUGUACAUUCGCUGCUGAGUCAGGACAACGAUGCUCAGGAUGUGGUGGGCAAGGAUGACCUGACUACGCAGAAGGACAGCACCACCAUUGAUAUCAAGUUGGCCCAGCAACAGCACCAGUCCGGCCUGCAGGAGCCCCAGUCCAGGACGACCCAUCCACUCCCCUGACCCAUUGCUCAUCAUACUUGAUAUCCGGAAAAAUGGGGCCUAAUGCAUGUGCUUAAAUUGUUGUCACAGAUAAGCCUGUGCAGUUUGCACAGGCUAAUAAUGGACAACACUUUCCUCUUAAAGCAGAGCACCAGCAUUGAUAUCGAGUUGGCCCAGCAACCGCACCAGUCCCGCCUGCAGGAGCCCCAGUCCAGAAUGACCGUUCCCCUCCCUUGACUUCUAACUCUUCUUCCUUGACCGCCUGCCUCAAAAAGUCAGCAUCGUUGAACAACUCCGUUCUGCAGGAAAUUCUGAGCAUAAUUCUGUUCUGAACAAACGCAAUGCCCACGUCACGUUUUCCAAACAUAAGCCUGGGUAGUUUUGUUAAGCUAGAGUUCCGCGUGGGCCUGAAAGGGACAAGUGUUACAGACACGCAAAGUUAUAGCAGUAGUUAUGGGAACGCUAACAGUCAGUUGUUGCUGUUGGACAUCACAACAAAUAUCAUGAAGAAUAAAAAGUUCAAUUACUUGUUCCAAUCUUUAUGGGACAAACAGAAAUUGAACGGAAGAAAAUCAAGGUACAAUAAAAGCGUAAGCUUUCCUAGUGGGAUACAUCUGCUAUUGAUAGUUUGAACAACAGUAGGGUUACGGACUGCCCCAGAUUGUCCUCUCAGCGGCCUGAAUAUCAUAAUAGAACGGACUUUUGGCAAUAUUUCUGACAAAGAAAGGCAAUAAUGACUUGGUUGUGAAUACCCAGAGCACGAUACAUCCAUGCUGACAAAGAACCCGGUAAUGACUUGGUUGUGAACACCCAGAGCGGGAUACAUCCAUGCUGACGCAGUAAGGCAGUAAUGACUUGGUUGUGAACACCCAGAGCACAAUACAUCCGUGCUGAUACAGAAAGACAGUAAUGACUUGGUUGUGAACACCCAGAGCACAAUACAU
Dreissena polymorpha is the source of this 4172-nucleotide messenger RNA. RefSeq lists its product as uncharacterized. The record is from RefSeq and is a predicted model, not a curated record. NCBI's taxonomy places the organism in Eukaryota, Metazoa, Mollusca, Bivalvia, Myida, Dreissenidae. The transcript is spliced from 9 exons. Bases 207 to 1871 code for a protein of 554 amino acids. Gene Ontology annotation, molecular function: protein binding; zinc ion binding.